AUGAAAAAUAGUACCUUUAACUCAGAAAGUCGGUACAGCAGUCGACAGAGGUCUCCCAGUGCAUCCCCAUCUUACCACUCCACCGCUUCACGCGGAGAACCUCUAUUUAAUCACAGCAACAUAACCACAGAUAGGGAAACUACACCAUCUUCUGAUGAAUUCUCGAAAUUAGUAUCAGGUGUUAACCUUCGUCUCUUAAACGUUGGAAGCGUCGCUAGAGAUCAUCUGGCUUCGGAGAGAACCUACCUGGCGUAUGUGCGGACAAGCCUGGCACUUUCUUCUGUUGGAGUUGCGCUGGUUCAGUUUCUCCAACUUGGUCAUACCACAAAGGCCUUCGCCGAACCACUCGGGACGAUUUUGAUAUGUGUUGGGUUGAUCGUACUUCUCAUCGGGACUCGACGGUUCUUCUUGGUUCAGAGGAGCCUCGUGAAUGGGUACUACCCUGUCUCGUCCCUCGAAAUGGCAUUCAUAAGUUUUGCAUUGGGAUCCUUAGUCACUGCGACCUUUGCCAUUAUACUUUCUGGGCGCGAAUAA
Molecule: messenger RNA, 534 nt
Organism: Psilocybe cubensis
Lineage: Eukaryota; Fungi; Basidiomycota; Agaricomycetes; Agaricales; Agrocybaceae
Exons: 3
Coding region: 1-534 (177 amino acids)
Source: RefSeq, a predicted model, not a curated record